AUGGUCGACGAGGCCGACGACAACAGGGUUAACCACACUACGCUUCGCUUUCGGGACUUUGUUGGUAGAAACCCGGCCCAGCAUUCAAUUUCCCAGCUGGACCUAGCGCGCCGUGACCACAACAACAACAUGAAAUGCUGCUGCGGUAGAGCAGGUUGCGCCUACCUUGAACACAAUACCGCUGCUCUGGGCGACCUCGAAAAGGAUCUCGAGACUGCUGCGAGACUUGGCCAGGCACUGCUCGAUCGCCACGAAGCCUAUGUCAAAGAGUCGCAGGCUGAACAGGCUCGACUUGCUAACUAUGUCCACGACCUCGAGAACGAAAAGGCGAGUCUGCAGAAUGAGAACUAUAGAGUGCUCAACGAGAACAGAGAGUUGCUGCAGAGACUUGAGGACCUAAAUACCGACUUUGGAGAGAGUGGACAACGGGUGCAUGACUUGGAACAUCUUCUGCAAGACCGUGAGCAAGAGGUGAGGCGACUUAAUGGGUUGACACAUAAAGCACAAGACCUUGAGGUUAAAGUUUUGGACAUGGAGAAAGAACGUGCUGAACUGACCAAAGAGGUCGAAGAGAAACAGCAACAGACGCGCAGUACAAUCGUUCGAUGGAAGGAGAGCGAACUUAGAAUACGUCAGCUCGAGCAAGAGGUACAAAAGAUUGAAUGGGCUGCAAGACUUGACCGUGAAAGACAUGAAGAGCUGGUCGCGCGUAUGGAACGAGAUCGUGCUCUUGAUCGAGAACUUGGCCUUUCAGAGGGCCGCCUGAAAGCUUCAGCAGCUGUUCAAACUAUGCAGAAAGGUGGCGUUCAGAAGCAAGUCGUCAGCAAUUUUGUGAGGGACAUCUUGCAUGACAACGCAAACCUGCAGACCAGCGUCGCCGAGUUGAGAGAGCUGCUCCAGACAAGCAACGACGAAGUCCAAGCCCUCCGCGAUCAGAUUAUGCUGCAUCAACCCGUCCACGAGGACGAACUAGCAGUGCCUCAACGUGCAAUCUCUCUUAGUGAUGAAAUAGGACUUAGUCAACCAUUGCCGCAGAAACAGGUUCAGCAAGAGGUUCACGUUCACCAUCACUACCACACCAAGACGGGGGCUAAGAAAGAGAGGACUCCUAGGAAACCAUACAGGCGGGCAGGAACGCCUGCAACAAGUCUGCUGUCAAGUCCUUUGAUGUCGGGGCGAUCCACUCCAGUGCGCGGGUCGCACCGGUACAGUUCCAGCCCCGCUGCAUCACUAAGCGUUCGACCGACACGAUCCAGAGUCGAUCGAUGGUCUACACAGUCAACGGCGACAACAUCAACGUAUCUGUCUAGUAUCGCGAGUUCUCCAACAUCCUAUCAUGAAAGAAACGGUUUUAUUUUUGACCGACUUGAGCGUGGCGAAGAGAGCUCGAGACCGACAAGUCCUGAAUCUUUUAGUAUAGCUUCACCACAACCCUUCAAGCGACAAGACAGGCGAAUAGAUGGGGUUCCUAGUGUUUCAGAAGGAGACGAAAACUUUAUCUCUGAUGACCAGUUCCCUCCGCUGAAUCCUGAGGGAUAUAUGGAGGCAGAUGAAUGGUGUGAUGAGCACGAGGAAGUGAUGAUGCUCAAUACAGAACUGACACCCAAACCUAGUAUGGCGCUGAGGCGGCAGAGUCACUCAGAAACAGAUGUCUCUGAUUCACAGAUCCCAGAGCCACCGCCGCCUCCUGAUAAUGGCCUCGAAUCAGUUGAAGAAGACCUUGACAUCCAUACGUCAAAUUCUGUCAACGAACCAGUCAAAUCAGAACAACUUGUCAACUCCAAUUGUGUUCGUGAGAAGUUGAUGUCAUCAACAGCAACCAACCCUACCAACAUCGAGAUCAGGCCAUCUAUCCGUCGAUCAAAUUCGCAUGAUUCCCUGUAUUCGAUCUCAGGUAUGGACAUUCAUCUCGCUCAACAGUCCUCUCGGACCACGUUAGCUCUUCUGCGUGGCCACGGUGCGAACAAGCAUCACUUUGCUCCAACUCCAGCACCAAUCAGGCAGGCAGCAGCAUCAGCAGCAACACAACCUCUUGCUACUGUUACAGAAUACACAGCUACCUCAAGGCCAGGGCUCGAGGCUACAGCUAGCCCUAGCAUGCAAGCAUUGAGUGGAAUCCAUUCUCACGCCAACCGCAGUAAUGCUGUGCAAACCCAAGGGAAAGGUCUGAUCGGUUCUGUUGGUGGAUGGGUAUCAAGUAAAUGGGGCAAGACGCCGACGGCCACGAAAUCGGUGGCUGAUCUCAGAUCUGUCGCUUCUAAAUCCGUGGCUACAGCUUCCAGACCUCCUACAGUGCACUCGACCACGUCGCCAGUCAUGGCAUCAAACAGCGCAGACGUGAUACAGUCCAAUGCAGGGUCGUCUGCAUCUACGGGCAAGCGCAGUGUUAGUGCCACUGCCUUGUCUGUCUCUGCAGCAGUCAAAAGCGCCGACAUUCCUUUCCCAGGUUCGAUCACAAGUUCUGGUUUCUUUGGACGAGCUCCUGGCAUCAACCAGUCGGGUCCAAUACCAGGCUUCGCAGCAGUUAUAGCUACGAGAAAAGUACCCACUGUGGUCAAUCCCUCCACUGUGGACAUUACAGGUCUAAAAGAGAGUCUUGCAGAGCAAUAG
Lithohypha guttulata is the source of this 2610-nucleotide messenger RNA. RefSeq lists its product as uncharacterized. Bases 1 to 2610 code for a protein of 869 amino acids. Lineage: Eukaryota; Fungi; Ascomycota; Eurotiomycetes; Chaetothyriales; Trichomeriaceae. The transcript is spliced from 2 exons. The record is from RefSeq and is a predicted model, not a curated record.